AUGAGCGUCACGGGGGAUGUCAUGCGCUUCACUUACCUCUUGCGUCUCGGGCGGCGUUUGGGUGGCGCUCGUCGGCCCGGUGGUGCGGCCGCGCGGACGAACGAGGGAGCUUAUUUGCUGGGGCUCGGAGAGGAUGCGGUGCAGGCAAAGUGCGUGGAUGCCUGGAGGCCCGACGCCUUCGAGGCUUAUCGCCGGCUUUGGGUGGGUGACGCAUGGAAGGAGUUGGCCAUCGGACAGUUGUACAUUCAGAGUUGGUCCGUUUGCCUCAACAAGUGCCAGAAGGCCAUGGAUAUCAUCGUGCAAGUGUUUCUCUACGUGAGUCUGGACUUGGUACCAAUCCUUUUGUUCAUCUUGGUCUACGACACUCCCAUGCACGGGAGCGUGGUGUGCGAGGUGUGUAUGGCGAUUGGUUGCUUUCAUAUCUUCUGCUUCUACUUCCUCUUCAUCUUUGGGGAAGCGUGGCUCAAGAUCUCCCGCUUUCGCUGGGCCUGGCGUGCGGCCAAGGACCGUGUGACCUUCGCACGUUCGGGAAGCUCAGGUAUCCACAUCGAGACGGAGACGGUGUGGAUGACAGGUGAUGGAACGCAGUUCCUUUCCAUGGAGGCGGAAGCACGAUCCUUAUGUGUCUUGUGCUGCACGAUCUUCCACUGGUUAGAGAAUAUCUGUUACCUGUUGCCUUGGCCUUGGUAA
Durusdinium trenchii is the source of this 690-nucleotide messenger RNA. The record is from the annotation of a GenBank genome assembly. Lineage: Eukaryota; Dinophyceae; Suessiales; Symbiodiniaceae.